Molecule: messenger RNA, 737 nt
Organism: Olea europaea var. sylvestris
Lineage: Eukaryota; Viridiplantae; Streptophyta; Magnoliopsida; Lamiales; Oleaceae
Product: pentatricopeptide repeat-containing protein At2g03380, mitochondrial-like
Exons: 2
Biological process (GO): RNA modification
Molecular function (GO): protein binding; RNA binding
Source: RefSeq, a predicted model, not a curated record
AUGAAUGCUUUGUUUGAUGAGAUUAUUGGGUUUUAUGAGUUUAUGAGGACUUUUAUUGUAUUGGAUAACACUGUGUUUUCUAUCGUGUUGAAGGCGUGCAGUGAGUCGAGGAAUUUUAGUGAAGGGAGGAAAUUGCAUGGUUAUAUAAUUAAGGUAGGGAUACCUGAUAGUUUUGUAUUGAUUGGCCUUGUUGAUAUGUAUACUAAGUGCCGUGAUACUGAAACUGCUCGCAAAGUUUUUGAUAGGAUUCUGAAUAGAAACGUAGUUUGUUGGACAUCAAUCAUUGCUGGGUAUGUUCAGAAUGAUUGUGCUCAAGAAGGCACAAUUAGAGAAGCCAGUUUGAUUUUUAAUGAGCUCUCCAUUAUUGAUCUUGUUUCAUGGACUGUCAUGAUCAUUGGUUAUGCCCUGAGUGGCUAUGCAGAAGAUGCACUGCUGUUGUUUACAGACAAGACAUGGCAAGGUGUUAUGCUGAAUUCAGUUACCUUGGCUAGCAUUCUUUCAGCUUGUGCACAAUCACCCAAUCUGAAGUUGGGUGCGUCAGUUCAUAGUCAAGCUAUUAAGCUUGGAUUAGAUGAUGCUAAUGUGACCAAUGCUCUAGUGGACAUGUAUGCAAAGCAUCGUAGAAUAGGAGAUGCAAAUUAUUUAGUUGAGAAUUUUUCAGAUAAGAAUGUGAUCGCGCAGAACUCAAUAAUUAGUGGAUAUUCUCAAAAUGGAUCUGUUUAUGAGGCACUGAAAUU